Symbiodinium necroappetens is the source of this 750-nucleotide messenger RNA. NCBI's taxonomy places the organism in Eukaryota, Dinophyceae, Suessiales, Symbiodiniaceae. The record is from the annotation of a GenBank genome assembly.
AUGAAUUUCUCCACGAAACGCAAGCUGCCAAGAUCCUUCGGAUGCCUUAUCGUGGGUUUUCUCACUCUCCUUUCUUGUGAGUAUUGCGCCGUGCGGAGCCCUCCGGGCUGGUGGAAAGCCGGACGUGCUCGGAAACGGCUGGGAAGCGUCGCAGAAGCCGAGCUCCUCUCGCACUUGGCAGUUCUUCUGCUGCCGGAGGAGCCGAUUCGCGAACUAUUCCGAGAUUUCCCUGCGGAGCGGAACGAAGGAUGGAGUCGCAAUACUUUGAGCCCGGAUUUGGCGGUGUAUGGUGCCCUGCAGGCACAAGAGGCGGCUUUGUUCUUGGAGUAUGACGGUUAUUGUCGCCACCUUAAGCCUCGUGGCAUCCUUGCUGAUACUCGCAAGAGCCAAGCGCUGCUCGACGCUUCACCUGCCGGAUCGUACGUCUUACGUAUAGCUCAUGCGCAUCGGGGAUUGCAGUGUUCAUGUGAGAUGGGGGAAGUUGUGAUUGAGUCGUGGCAGAUGGGACGGGAGUGCUCAUUGGUCAAGGCACUUCGUCAAAUCGUUGAGUUCCUAUUGACGCUGCAGGGUAGCAAAUUGCAGCCUCGUCUGAAAUCAAGGUUGCAACAGUUUAUGGAUGAUCCCGUCGGCACCUCCCGGGUGGCAGCAGCUGAAUUUACGGACCAAGUAGCAACAGAGCGCGACAGCGACUUCGACCCGGCGCAUCUGCACGAGUUUUUGCAGUUGCAGCUGGGUUUGUCGCCUUCCUAG